CCUGUGAAUGUUUGGACCUUUAAAUGUUUGGGUCUGUGAGCAUUUUGUCAGGGCGUUGUAGAUGGCGGACCCACAUGCACAGCACAACACAGCUUUGAUGGUGAUAAGAGGAUAGUUUAUUCCAGAUACAGAAUCCAAUUCAGGCAGAGUCAUACACGGGAGGUUCUACGAGGUUAAACAAGGUCAGGCAGAGACGGCGUCAGGGACAGGCAAAGUCGUACACGAGAGAUGGAUUUACUAUACCAAAACGUCGGGCGUCGGAUCGUGGUCAGGCAGCCAAGGUCGGUAACAGGCAGUAGUAGAGAACCAAGGCAGACAGGGACUAGGCAGGCUCGGAAUCAGAGGUCAAAACAGGAUGCACGACAAGACUAGACUAACGAACACUGGAAAGUGGUGAUAACACGAGGUGGAGCUUAAAUACGGAGCGGACUGAUAGCAGAUGAGAUGCAGGUGUGGAUAAUGAAGACCGGUACAGACAGGGAACAGCUGAUGAUGUGGUGUUAACAGGAAGUCCUAUAAAAUAAAGGCGGCUAUAAAGCCAGGACGUGACACAUUUGGGCCUGAAGGUUUGAACCAGUGAACGUUUGGACGACUGACUUGGACCUGUGAACGUUUGAACCUUCCAGGUUUCACAGCUGUGGACGAAUGGCCGGUCACCAGCAGCUGCCACAACCCAAAAGGUUUAGACGACUGCUAUGCGUCAGCCUUGUGAUGGUCCAUGUUUCCAUCCUGCUGUUCUGGAGCUACAGUGAGACCCACAGCAGUCCCUCCGUCUCCUCAGACCAGCACCACAGCUCGUCAGCUCCGCCUCCAGCCCAGGGACCGCUUGGAUGCCAACCUCUGGUUCCAAGACAAGCAGAGCCGUCCUUCGUGGCAGUGAACGGUACCAAGACGCUUCUGAUAUCAGCUUAUACAGAACACCGCACAGGAAGGAAGGAGGUUCGUAUCAUCGCUGUGGUCCUGAGGAGAGAAGCUGUCAAAUACCACUGCCUCCUUCAGUGCCAGGGCCAGCUGCAGCAGGUCCGAGGCUCCAGCAGCGUCCAUGCCGACCACUUUGACUUUGAGUAUGGGACGGCAGACAUCAUGUGUCCUCUGCCUGCAGCCUGCCAGACGGCGUCGCGGGUGGCCGUGCUCUCUGCGGCAGCCAAGUCUGAAGACUCUAUGACAUUUCUGGAGGUAAAGAACCAGAGGAAAAGCGACUCCUUUGCUCACAACUUCACCGUCUGUUUCUCUGUAAUGUUUGAAUUCACCAAUGUGCUGCAGCUGGUCCAGAGUUUGGAAAUGCUGCGCUUACUGGGUGUGAGCAGAGUUGUGGUGUACGUGAGCAGCUGCAGCCGUCAGACAUGGGCCUUACUGAACCACUACACACAAACAGGGCUGGUGGAGGUGAUUCCUUGGUCGUGGUCCAGGUAUCUCAAUGUUUCCCGGGGCUUUAUACCUUCUCAACACCCUGGCGACAUCCACUACUUCGGCCAGAUCCCUGCUCUCAACGACUGCGUCUACAGAUACAUGUACCAGUCGAGAUACGUGGCGCUACAGGAUGUGGACGAGCUCAUCCUGCCCCAGACGGUGGACAGCUGGUCGGAACUAUUGCCAAUACUGGAGAAGAAGUACGGCGCAGACAAAGGCUACAUGUUCGAGAACAACGUGUUCCCCAUCACCAUCCACAAGCUCCCUCCUGCCUCCACAGCUCCGCCCCUGCUAAGCCCCACCUGGCACAAUGUGACCGGCGUGAACAUCCUGGCUCACCUGUACCAGGAGCCCAUCAUCAAGGAAACUUAUAACUGGAACUUUAAGGUCAUCGUGAAUCCGCGAGCUGUGUUUACCCCGACGGUUCACGGGCUGCUCAAGUCCCAGAAGGGCUGCGCCUGGGUGGACAGGACCAUAGCACGCAUGUAUCACACAAGACCUGCCAAACAACCCAACUUGAAAGCAAAGCAGCUGAUCUAUGAUGACAGGUUGUUGAGCUUUAGCAAACGGCUCAUACCUGCAGUCAACACCACGCUCAGACAGAGUGGACUCAUCCCACAGCAGAACACAGACCGACAUGCUGUAGGACCUGUGGUGGAGAAGUCCAUCAAGCUUUGGACUCGCGUACACAAUUGGUUGCACAUCGCUGGGACCAAUUAAACCCAGCCUUCUGCAGGAUGAGCUCAGAUGAACUUAUGAUUUUGUUAUUAUUCUAUCUAACUUUAAUUGUGAGAGUAAAUGACAUUAAUGAUAUUGCAAAGGUUCGGUUCCUUUUCUCUUUCUGAACAUGCUACACACUUAUUUGUCAUCUAUUAUUUUGAUACUAACCAGAAGAUUUACCGCGCAUGUUUACCUUGACAACAGUUGCCACAGUUCUCCAUUUUACCAAUAGAGGACAACAAUACAUUUAGGUUGUACCGCAAUUUUUUCAACUUUGUUGAGAAAAUCAUUUCAUAAGGCAGGACUUUAAAAAUACAUUGCUAUAUUAUUGACUAAUAACUUCUUUCUAAAAUACACUUAUUAACACUCCAAGAGGACUCAUGACCACUUUUAGCAUGGAGACACACAGCGCAUGUGCUGAACACAGCAGUGAGGAAGACCACCCUUCCUUCCACCGAGAGCAAAGGAGAAGAUCAUUAGUGACUCUAACCAGAGCUGUUUCUGUGCUAUGAUGUUUUCUAAAUCAUGACUAAAAAUCUUUGUACAGGUUAUUCUUACUCAGGUGGUCAGAUAAUUGUUUAGCCUAUUUUUCAAGAAUCUUGGAAAAAAAGGGUACAUUUGAAAUGGGCCUAUAGUUGGCUAGUUCUCCACGGUCCAGAGUAGGUUUUUUCAAUAAAGGUUUGACCACAGCCACCUUAAAAGCCUGUGGUACAUAGUCUUUAUGUAAAGAUUGGUUGAUUUGACUUAAUAUGGAUGAGCUGAUUAAAGGUAGAACUUCUUUCAAUAAUCUGGUUGUGAUUGAAUCUUAAAGACAAGUGGACGACUUGGAAGUGUUGAUGUGUUUCACGGGGGCCUGGCUGCGUUAACACUGACCCAGAGAGUUUCCACACGUUAUCCUCAUCGCUGAUUACCACCUCCACCCCCCACACAGUGUGUGGCUGGACAGAGGAGCACCUUCAGCCACAGGCUGAUCAGUAUUAGGUUCUCCACGGAACGCCAGCGGAGAACCUUCCUACCGGUACCAUCAGUCUGUACAACUCCUCCUCUGCCUGGAAGGGUUGAUCUUCAUCCAUGCAAUAACAUGUAUAAUGCAACUUUAGCUAGUAAUUAGAUAUGAGUGUGUGUAGAAGCAUUAGCAUUCUUAUUUUUAAUCUCCCAUAGUUCUUGUUUGUCCCUCCAACUGUGACAGCAACCAAAGUGUGCAAAAUAAUUUCCCUCUGGGAUUAAUAAAGUUUUUGGAAUCUUGAAGCUUGUUGGACUGUUUUUUUUUUUGGCACCUUCUGUCCUAACAGUUCACAUUUUUAUAAAUCCAUACACAACCAAAGCAUUCUGUCACACUCCCCUCAAAGGACAGUUUACACAACACUCAGUAUUGCUUAAUACUUGUGUUGCACUUUACAUUAUUUAGUCUGCGCUGCUAAAUACUUCAUAUACAUUUUUCUGUUUAGCAAGAAUGUGUUGUCUUGUGUUCUAUGUCUGUCAUCGUUGUAGCACUUUGAUCCAAGAGGAACAUUGUUUGUUUUCAUUCUACAUGACUCUUUAGAUUGAAAUGACAAUAAAAACUUUGUAACAUUGAAGAAACCUCAAAACCUAAUCAAUUGUUCAAUCUUUUGAAUACUUUUACUUAUUCAUUGUGUAAAGGUAGUUUUACUCCAGCAGUGUGUCAGAAAGCUGAUAAUCAUUAGUCGUUAAUCAACUAAUAAAUCGGUUAUUUAAAAUUGUGUGUUGUUCCUUAAAUAGUGAAUCAGCUCAGCUGAAUCCUGUUGAAUGGAAGCAAUAAGCAAUGAAGUACAGUAGAGCACAAAGUCACAUAAUUAA
Messenger RNA from Betta splendens (Siamese fighting fish), 3948 nucleotides. RefSeq lists its product as uncharacterized. The record is from RefSeq and is a predicted model, not a curated record. The transcript is spliced from 10 exons. Lineage: Eukaryota; Metazoa; Chordata; Actinopteri; Anabantiformes; Osphronemidae. Bases 646 to 2130 code for a protein of 494 amino acids.